UUCAAGACUGGCCUGGAACUGUAGUCACCCAGUCCCUGCUUCUCAAACAUCUAGGAUCACAGGCUGGAGCACUGAGCCAGGCUGAGGUCUUGGUGCAGCCGGACUUCAAUGCCCAAAAGUUCUCAGGCCUCUGGUAUGUGGUGGCCAUGGCGUCCGACUGCCAAGUCUUCCUGGGCACGAAGGACCAUCUACUGAUGUCCUCCAGCACCAUCAACACCACCGCGGAAGGUGACCUCAGUGCCCACAUGGUCUUCCCCGGGGCGGAAGGCUGCAUCCAGGUGGACGCUGACUACCUGAAGGUGGGCUCCGAGGGCCACUUCCAGGUUCCAGUCUUGCACUACCUGGACGUGCGCGUGGCUGAGACCGACUACAGCUCCUUCGCCGUGCUCUACAUCUCCAAGGAGCUUGUGGGGGCUCUCAGCACCACGGUGAAGCUGUACAGCCGGACUCAGGACCCCACCCCCGAGGCCCUGAGGGCCUUCCGUGACUUCUGCCCCACUGUGGGGCUUCAGGAUGACCUGAUGAUCCUGCUGCCCAAGUCAGACAUGUGCUCCCCCGGGGACGGAGGCACCCUGGCACCCCCAGAGGCCCAGGCCAGCCCCUCCCAGGAGGCCACGGUGAGAUCAGUGUCCUGUGCGGGCUGGGCCAGGCUGGCCCUCAACCUACCGUCCUCUCCCCCCUUCUGCCUGGCGAGCCUCUUGGAAGCCCCUCCCGCCCCGCUGGGAAGCCUGCCUUGGUUUUCUGGGGCUAAAGUGCCACAGCCUGAGCCCUUAAACAGCCAGAGUGGUGGACGAGGUGUGAGGGUCACCGGCAUGGUGGGGGAAGAUUUGUGGGCUUUCCUGGGGUUCCUCCAGAUGUUUCUGUAGCCUGCCUUGGUCCUCACUUCCUUUCCCUAAUUUCCUACAGUUUGUUUCCUUUCAGGUAAGCUUGAGAUUGGCUCAUGGCUGCUUUCUUCUCUCGUGGGCUGCCUGCCAGAGGGCCUGGGGGUUUGGGGAUGGGUUAACUGCUCAUGGAUCUAAACAACCCAGUGAACCCUAAGCCUUCCAAUAUGGUGGUAGGGGGUGGGGGUCGAUGUUCGAUUACCCUCCUGUUACCUCCACCCCUUUACCCAGGGCUGGGCAGAGCCUGGGGGGCGGAGUUGUCCCUGCCCAUCAAGACUGAGGGACUCCUGGGGACGGGUAGGGUCUCUGGGGUGGUAGUGUGGGCGUGGGGUGUUUCCCGGUUUAUGGAAGUUCUGGUGGAGAGUCAGCUGUCCGGCCUUGUGCCGUGGCCAGCUUGUGGGGAGCAGCAAGCACCUCUGUCCAGGGUGGAUGGCACAGCUGCACCUCCUCUGCGCAGGGUGAGCCCGGAGCCCUAAA
This is a messenger RNA of Dipodomys spectabilis (banner-tailed kangaroo rat), 1358 nucleotides long. It is a transcript of the gene Lcn15, whose product is annotated as lipocalin 15. Lineage: Eukaryota; Metazoa; Chordata; Mammalia; Rodentia; Heteromyidae. Gene Ontology annotation, molecular function: small molecule binding. The transcript has 7 exons. The coding region runs from base 147 to 866 and encodes 239 amino acids. The record is from RefSeq and is a predicted model, not a curated record.